This is a messenger RNA of Postia placenta MAD-698-R-SB12, 2751 nucleotides long. RefSeq lists its product as hypothetical. The record is from RefSeq and is a predicted model, not a curated record. Gene Ontology annotation, molecular function: nuclear import signal receptor activity. NCBI's taxonomy places the organism in Eukaryota, Fungi, Basidiomycota, Agaricomycetes, Polyporales, Adustoporiaceae. The coding region runs from base 1 to 2751 and encodes 916 amino acids. Gene Ontology annotation, biological process: protein import into nucleus. Gene Ontology annotation, cellular component: cytoplasm; nucleus. The transcript has 9 exons.
AUGUCUUCCUGGGCACCCCAGCAAGAAGGUUUACGAGAAGUCAUCGAGACUAUCCGCGAAAACGACGCUAUCCAAAGCCAGACCGCCCAGCGAGAAACAACACUCAAAUUGAGCAACUUUACACGCAUCCCAGAUUACCUUGCCUACCUGGGCUACAUCCUUUCCGCUCUUCCCCAUGAGGAAGAGCGUGUCAGCUCUGCGGCGGGCUACCUGAUCAAGAAUAACGCGCGGUUGAUUCUGCGGGCGUCGCCCGACGUGGUGGAAUAUGUGAAGAAGGCAGUCCUGAUAGGCUUCACAAAUCCCGCGCCGCUCGUUCGCAAUGCGGCUUCUGGUGCCAUCAUCAACCUUCUGGGCAUCCUGGAGCCCAAGAACUGGCCGGAAUGUCUACAGCAGUUGGUAGCGAUGUUGGACUUGACAAAUCAAGAGCAACAAGAGGCUGCAUUCAACGUACUUGAGAAGGCAUGCGAGGACUAUCCACGCAAGCUGGACGUGGAGAUCAACGGUACUUGGCCACUCAAUUUUAUGAUCCCGCAAUUCCUGGUGCUGUCCGAGCACCCAAGCCCAAGAAUGCGUGCACAUGCCCUCGCAUGUUUGUCGUACUUCAUCCCGAUCGGAUGCCAGUCCCUUUUCACGCACCUAGACACCUUCAUUGCGUGUCUCUUCAAGCGUGCAUCAGAUGAAGAUCCCGCCGUCCGCCGCCACGUCUGUCAGGCGCUCGUCUUGCUUCUGGCGUCACGCCCCGAGAAGUUGAUGCCCGAGUUGCCCAACGUCUCCGAGUAUAUGCUUUACUCUACGAAGGACAAAAAUGAGAAUGUCGCAUUGGAGGCAUGUGAAUUCUGGCUCACAUUCGCCGAAGACCCCGAUCUCGCUCCAUUUCUACAUCCACUACUGAGCAAGGUCGCGCCCGUCCUGUUGGACUGUAUGGUUUACGGCGAGGACGACCUACUUUGGCUCGAAGGGGAUGCCGAAGAUGCUGCAGUCCCUGACAAGGACACCGAUAUCAAGCCACGACACUACGGGGGCAAGGCGCACGGCUUCGAACACGAGUCCAAUGGGGACGAACUCUCGAAGCCUCGCGUUGGCGCAUAUGGCGAAGAACUUGAGGAUGAUGACGAUGAGUUUGACGACGACGACGACUUCGCCGACGAGAUGUCCACGGAGUGGAACCUCCGCAAGUGUGCCGCAGCGGCAUUGGAUGUCCUUGCCGUCCGUUUCGGCGUUGACCUUCUGAAUGUGCUCCUCGAGCCAUUGAAACUGAAGCUUUGGAAUGAAGAUUGGCUACAGAGGGAAAGCGGCAUUCUCGCUCUGGGUGCGAUGGCCGAAGGUUGCAUUGAUGCGGUUGAACCACACUUACCAACCCUGAUUCCAUAUCUCGUCAACAUGCUGAACGAUCCCAAGCCUCUCGUGCGAUCGAUCACCUGCUGGACGCUUGGAAGAUAUGCUAGCUGGUGUACUCAGCCCUUCUCAGACGAGCACAAGAACUCGUUCUUUGUUCCCACGCUUGAAGGGCUUCUCCGAAUGAUACUGGAUAACAACAAGCGCGUCCAAGAGGCUGGCUGUAGUGCUUUUGCCACUCUGGAAGAAGACGCUGGUCUCGAGUUGGCGCCGUACCUUGAGCCGGUGUUGCGCAACUUGGUCUUCGCGUUCGAGAAAUACCAACACAAGAAUAUGCUAAUCUUGUAUGAUGCAAUCGGCACCCUCGCUGACGCUGUUGGACCGGCGUUGCAGAACCCUCACUACGUCGACAUUUUGAUGCCGCCACUCCUCAAGCGUUGGAGCAAACUGAAAGACGAUGAUGAGGACCUCGUGCCCUUACUGGAGUGUCUCGCUUCCGUUACGAUUGCCAUGGGCUCUGCAUUCGUGCCUUAUGCAGGCCCAGUCUUUGAGCGUUGCACCAAUAUUGUCCACGGUUCACUUCUGCAAUAUCAAGCUUACCAGCAGAACCCCGAGAUGGACGAGCCUGACCGUUCAUUCCUGGUUGUUGCUCUCGACCUGCUGUCGGGCUUGACACAGGGUCUAGGCUUGAAUCUCCAGGCUUCGAUCAAUCGUAGCCACCCCAACAUCUUAUCCUUGCUGGUCAUAUGCCUGAAGCAUCCGCAGGCGCCAGUUCGCCAAUCAGCGUAUGCGCUUGUAGGCGACCUCGCGAUGAAUUGCUUCGACCUCCUUCGCCCAUACGCGCCGGCGAUCAUGAACGAGCUCAUCGAGCAGCUCGAUCCUGAGCCGAAGGUGGAGUUUAUCAGCGCAUGCAAUAACGCAGCCUGGUCGGUUGGGGAAGUUGCUCUUCGGUAUGGAAGAGACGAUGCUGAAUUCCGGCAGUGGGUCCAGCCGCUCAUCUCGCGCCUGAUUCCUAUUCUACUCCACCCGAAGGCACCACGGAGCCUGCAUGAGAACGCGGCGGUGUCAAUAGGGCGUAUCGGGCUGAUGCAUCCUGCAAUGGUUGCGCCCCUGUUGCCGGAAUUCGCGCAGGCUUGGUGCCAGGCACUAUACGAGAUUCGUGACAAUGACGAGAAGGACUCCGCUUUCCGCGGGUUCUGCACCCUUGUGCAGGUCAACCCGGCUGGUAUCAUGAAGAGCCUUCUGUGGUUCUGCAACGCAAUCGUCAGAUGGAAUCGCCCGUCAAACGACCUGAACACUAUGUUCCAACAGAUCCUCGCUGGGUUCAAGCAGCAUGAUCCCGCCGGAUGGGCACAGCAAAUCGCUGGUUUCCCUCCUGCUAUUCAGGAACGCUUGGCCCAGCGCUAUGGUGUCUAA